AAAAAUAUAAAUAGAUAAAUAGUAAACGACGAUCUUGGGAAUAUAUGUCAACCCAGACAAACCACAAUUCCCCCCCCCCCCCCCCCGGCUUUCUCUCACAUCCCGACGAUGAGUUACCAGAAAGCUCCCCAAGAACCCUAUCCACCACCAGGGUAUACUUUUCCGUACCCGCCGCCGCCGCCACCGGGGUACCCAUCAGCUCCACCAUACGAAGGGUAUCCACCCGCCGCCCCACCGCCGCCUGGGUAUCCGGGCUACCCUCCGCCGUUACCUCAGCCUCCGCCCUAUGAAGGUUAUCAGGGGUAUUUCGGACAAGGCUACCCUCCACCGCCUCCGCCACCAGCUCCGCAAUACCAGCACUACCACCACCAUUAUGAAGACCAGACCGGUUGUGCCUCUUUCUUACAAGGCUGUUUGGCUGCGCUUUGCUGCUGCUGUUUGCUGGAGGAAUGCUGUUUUUUUCUUUAAUGUCACAACAAAUGUUGUUUCUUGAGUUGGCUUGGAGCAGUUCGCUAUUUUGUUUGAUUUUACAUAAUCUUUGCGGGGGGUUCUGGGAAUGCUUUUUCUUUACGCCUCGUGUGGGAUAAGGAGGUUUUAUGAUGUAGUUUAUGGGGGGCGCUGUGACCUUGUAAUCUUAUUGUAUUUCAACGGGUACUUUCAUUAGUAAAAUUGUUCUUAUUCUUGUGUG
This is a messenger RNA of Juglans microcarpa x Juglans regia, 688 nucleotides long. Its product is annotated as cysteine-rich and transmembrane domain-containing protein WIH1. The coding region runs from base 109 to 468 and encodes 119 amino acids. The transcript has 3 exons. The record is from RefSeq and is a predicted model, not a curated record. NCBI's taxonomy places the organism in Eukaryota, Viridiplantae, Streptophyta, Magnoliopsida, Fagales, Juglandaceae.